Penicillium brasilianum is the source of this 915-nucleotide messenger RNA. The record is from the annotation of a GenBank genome assembly. NCBI's taxonomy places the organism in Eukaryota, Fungi, Ascomycota, Eurotiomycetes, Eurotiales, Aspergillaceae.
AUGUGUGUACCGUCGCAGCUGCGCACUGUGCUAGAUUGGGCCAUUGGCGCUGGCAAGCAAGCUAUCGUUGAGUUGAUGAUUGCACACAAAGCCCCAUUGGGCCCUUUAGACGACAAGCACAAUUCUACGCCCCUGAGCAUAGCAGUAAAAAUGGGUUGCGAAGCUAUUGUUGAAUGUCUUCUACAAGCGGGCGCGAAGCCACCAAGCGCAUAUUGCUUGGACGACCCUCUUACUAUGGCUACUCACGAAAAGAGUGAUAUCCUGUUACGACUCCUCAAGCAUGGGCUUCGGCCGAAAUCUGAGGAUGUCAUGUGUCACAUGGCUGAACGAAACGAUAUUGCCUCCCUUCAGACAUUGAUUCAAUUCGGUGUGGAGAUAGCCGUGUAUGGCCAUGCUGCACUUUUUACAGCUAUAUUAUGGGGGCAUCAAGCCAUGGUAGAGUUUCUGAUUCAGCAAGGGGCAAAUCCACACCUGUGCUUGGCUCAAAGCAAUGGCAUUUAUUACUCUGCAAUCGGUCAUGCAAUUCUAUGUCACCAAUCAAAUAUCGUAAAGCUCCUGCUCGCUCAUGGAGUCCGCCCUGAUCAUCAAGACCUCCAGCUUGCGAUUGAGAUGAAGGUCUUGGAAGUCGUCAGUGCUCUGGAGCAUCUAUCUUAUGAGGAUGUUCCGGAGAAAUUGACUUUGGAAGACUGUGUCCGACAGCGAGAGGACAAACGGCUUGUGGAUCCUGACUUCCAACCGAUAGAAUGGGGUCAGUAUGUUGGCCUAGGUAGUCCGACUCUCGAGGAGUAUGAAAAUUAUCAUGAGCUAACUGUGUUUUGUGUGGAUGAUGGCUGUGAUGAGGACGUGCCACGCCUCGGUGGUUUUCAAUGGAACGAGGACUUGUAUGAUUCGGACCCCCCUGUGUCUUCCGAGUAA